This is a messenger RNA of Mauremys mutica (yellowpond turtle), 8671 nucleotides long. RefSeq names its product NEDD4 like E3 ubiquitin protein ligase (gene NEDD4L). The transcript is spliced from 31 exons. NCBI's taxonomy places the organism in Eukaryota, Metazoa, Chordata, Testudines, Geoemydidae. Gene Ontology annotation, molecular function: ubiquitin protein ligase activity; sodium channel inhibitor activity; protein binding. Bases 371 to 3298 code for a protein of 975 amino acids. The record is from RefSeq and is a predicted model, not a curated record. Gene Ontology annotation, biological process: ubiquitin-dependent protein catabolic process; regulation of dendrite morphogenesis.
GCUGGGGUUUGUGUGAGCGGGGCGCUGGCCGGGCGAGGAGGCGGCAGGGGCGCGGGGAGCGGAGCGGGGCAGGCUCUGUGCAGCGGCCGCUACCGAGCCAGCCGGCAGUCGAGCUUGGGGCUGCCGCCUCUCGUUCCCGCCCACCGGGCAGCAGCCGCGGGAGUGCCCGCCCCGGCCCCCCGUCCGCACGGAGCGCCCUGCCCUGGGGGAGGUGCGGGGCUCACCUGGAUUUAUUGACCCGCGCGCUGGCUGUGUGCAGCGGCGGGGCAGUGCCCUCGGCCAGCGAGCCCUGCCCGUGCCCGGCCGGAGAGAGGGCUGCCCGGCUUUCGCUCCCUCCUCUGCCGAGCGGGGCGCUCGCCCAGCGGGACCCAUGGCGAGCGGGGCUGUGGAGCCGGUCUAUGGACUUUCGGAGGACGAAGACGAGUCUCGACUCCUCAGAGUUAAGGUUGUUUCUGGCAUUGAUCUAGCAAAAAAAGACAUCUUCGGAGCCAGUGACCCCUAUGUGAAACUUUCCCUGUAUGUAGCAGAUGAGAACAAAGAACUUGCUCUGGUGCAGACAAAAACUAUAAAAAAGACACUGAAUCCAAAAUGGAAUGAAGAAUUUUAUUUUAGAGUAAACCCAACUAAUCAUAGACUCCUGUUCGAAGUGUUUGAUGAAAACAGAUUGACUAGAGACGACUUCCUGGGUCAAGUGGACGUGCCACUUAAUCAUCUACCGACAGAAGACCCAACCAUGGAACGGCCAUACACGUUUAAGGAUUUCCUUCUCAGACCAAGAAGCCACAAAUCUCGGGUAAAGGGUUUUUUGAGACUGAAAAUGGCCUAUAUGCCAAAAAAUGGAGGACAAGAGGAAGAAACUAGUGAACAAAGGGAGGAAUCUGAGCGUGCAUGGGAGGUGGUUGACUCCAAUGACUCUGUAUCUCAUCAUCAAGAGGAGUUACCACCUCCUCCACUGCCUCCUGGAUGGGAAGAAAAAGUGGACAAUUUGGGCCGUACUUACUAUGUCAACCAUAACAACAGGACAACUCAGUGGCACCGACCAAGUUUAAUUGACGUUGCAUCUGAUUCAGACAACAACAUCAGACAGAUAAACCAAGAGGCAGCCCACAGACGGUUUCGUUCUCGGAGACACAUUAGUGAGGAUUUGGAGCCUGAGCCUUCGGAGAGUGGAGAUGCAUCUGAACCCUGGGAAACCAUUUCAGAGGAAGCGAGUAUAAGUGGAGAUUCCUUAAGCCUGUCAUUGCCACCACCCCCGGCUUCUCCAGUCUCUCGGACCAGUCCUCAGGAGCUGUCUGAUGAAUUGAACAGAAGACUUCAGGUCACUCCUGAUUCCAAUGGGGAACAAUUUGCUUCUUUGAUUCAGAGAGAUCCUUCUUCAAGAUUGAGAUCUUGCAGUGUAACAGAUGCAGUUGCUGAACAGUCUCACUUAUCACUGCAGAGUGGUCCAUCUAGGAGAGCUCGUUCUUCAACUGUCACAGGUGGUGAAGAACCAACGCCAUCAGUGGCCUACGUACAUACUACACCAGGCUUACCUUCAGGCUGGGAAGAAAGGAAAGAUGCUAAGGGACGUACAUAUUAUGUCAAUCAUAACAAUCGAACCACAACUUGGACUCGGCCCAUUAUGCAGCUUGCAGAAGAUGGUGCAGUUGGGUCAGCAGCAAACAGUAACAACCAUCUAAGUGAGCCUCAGAUAAGACGGCCUCGGAGCCUCAGCUCACCCACAGUCACUUUAUCUGCUCCACUCGAGUUUGCCAAGGACUCGCCUGUGCGCAGAGCUGUCAAGGACACCCUUUCCAACCCACAGUCGCCACAGCCAUCACCCUAUAAUUCUCCUAAGCCCCAACACAAAGUGACACAGAGCUUCUUGCCACCUGGUUGGGAGAUGAGAAUAGCUCCAAAUGGCAGGCCCUUCUUCAUUGAUCAUAAUACUAAGACUACCACAUGGGAAGAUCCACGGCUGAAAUUUCCAGUACAUUUGAGAUCAAAAGCUUCUUUGAACCCUAAUGAUUUGGGCCCUCUUCCUCCUGGUUGGGAGGAAAGAAUCCAUUUGGAUGGAAGAACAUUUUAUAUAGAUCAUAAUAGUAAAAUUACUCAGUGGGAAGACCCCAGAUUGCAGAACCCUGCUAUUACUGGUCCAGCUGUUCCCUAUUCCAGAGAGUUCAAACAGAAAUACGAUUACUUCAGGAAGAAGUUAAAGAAACCAGCUGAUAUACCAAACAGAUUUGAGAUGAAACUACACAGAAACAAUAUUUUUGAGGAAUCCUAUAGAAGAAUCAUGUCUGUGAAGAGGUCAGAUGUACUAAAAGCCAGACUCUGGAUUGAAUUUGAGUCAGAAAAAGGACUUGAUUAUGGAGGCGUGGCUAGAGAAUGGUUCUUCCUGUUGUCUAAGGAGAUGUUUAAUCCUUAUUAUGGUCUCUUUGAAUAUUCAGCAACGGACAACUAUACCCUUCAGAUUAAUCCCAAUUCAGGUCUUUGUAAUGAAGAUCAUCUGUCCUAUUUCACAUUUAUUGGACGAGUUGCUGGCCUGGCAGUGUUUCAUGGGAAGCUAUUAGAUGGCUUCUUCAUCAGGCCUUUUUAUAAGAUGAUGCUGGGGAAACAAAUAACGCUGAAAGACAUGGAGUCAGUGGAUAGUGAAUAUUAUAACUCUUUGAAAUGGAUCCUGGAAAAUGACCCUACGGAGCUGGAUCUCAUGUUUUGCAUAGAUGAGGAAAACUUUGGACAGACAUAUCAAGUUGAUUUGAAGCCAAAUGGGUCAGAAAUCAUGGUAACAAAUGAAAACAAAAGGGAAUAUAUUGACUUAGUCAUCCAGUGGAGGUUUGUAAACAGAGUUCAGAAACAAAUGAACGCUUUCUUGGAGGGAUUCACAGAACUCCUUCCUAUAGAUUUGAUUAAAAUUUUUGAUGAAAAUGAGUUGGAGUUAUUAAUGUGUGGCCUUGGAGAUGUUGAUGUUAACGACUGGAGACAACACACAAUCUACAAGAAUGGUUACUGCCCAAAUCAUCCUGUCAUCCAGUGGUACUGGAAGGCUGUCUUACUGAUGGAUGCUGAAAAGCGUAUCCGGUUGUUGCAGUUUGUUACUGGGACAUCACGAGUGCCUAUGAAUGGAUUUGCUGAACUUUAUGGUUCAAAUGGUCCUCAGCUGUUUACAAUAGAGCAAUGGGGAAGUCCUGAAAAAUUGCCCAGAGCUCACACAUGCUUUAAUCGCCUUGACUUACCUCCUUAUGAAUCUUUUGAAGAUUUACGAGAGAAGCUUCUUAUGGCAGUUGAAAAUGCUCAAGGAUUUGAAGGAGUGGAUUAAAACAGCUACUUUUUUUUUUCCCAUCGAGCAAGUUCUGCUUGAACUGUUGAAUUUGCCUAAUGGACAUUAACAAGUGACAAUGGCAGAACAGUUGCACAAUGUUGGUUCAUGGAGCAAACUCUUCUACAGUGCAGUUGCCUAAAUUCAGAAAUUUGAACUACAACCUGUGGAUAACACUUCUGAUAUUUCCACAGUAAAUCACCAACUGGUUGACGUGUACUCUAAUUACAUUUCAGCAGGACUUGUUCUAUUUAUGUUGUGCCUCUGUAGGCAAAGCCCUUAAUAAAUAUUUUACAUACUUUCUAAUGACAAUGAAUGGAAUUAAUCACUUUACAGGUAUAGUAUUACAACUCAUGUUUACUUUUUAAAUGAUUUAGACAUUUUCCGAUUUUAUUUCAUCACAAUUAAAAAUGUCAUCUACUUGGAAAAAUGAGCAUUUUUUCUUAUCUUAAUUUCAUACCAGACUUCAUGCCAGUGGCAUUUUUACUUUCAAAAUGCAUUUUGAGCCUUGUCCUCCCAACCUAUUAGAAAAGCUGGAGUAAGAAAAGCUGUGAGAAAUUUUCUGCAGAUGGAAUAUAUUAAUGGCAAAUCUAAAAGCUUUUCAUUCAGCACAUUAAUAUUUUCUGUACCCAGAAGAAAAAGUACAGAUUGGAUGUUACAUUUUUGUAUAAAUCAAUAGAAUAGUUACAAGCUGAGAGAGGAUCAUAACAUAGCAUGCCAAAUCUCACGGUCAAUAAAGAAAUCACCUCAUUAUUCCUUGGUAAUAUUUAUGUGUACUAUAAAAAAAUUUUGGGAUAGGGUUGGCAUUAUCAUUAUAGGAAAAAAAUGCUUAACCCAGUCAUUAACUUUGUACAGUGGUUCUUUUACUAUCCUUUCCUCUUUACUAUUUGCAAUGGAGGCAUUUUGAAUGAAACCUGGCACUGCUUGAUUUGGAACUGUGGAAACCAGAUCUGUUUUUGUCUCCUAUUUGUAUGCAUUUGCUGAUGAUACCUAAAUAACAAAGUUGGGGUUUUUUUUGUUUGUUUCCAACUGCACCAACUCUAAAGGCACUUUAUGUAACACAUGGAGGUCAUAUCUGUUUUUUAUCAUAAACAUUAAUGUGAUUAUAUUCCUUCUCACUGCACAUGUCUUUCGGGUGCAAUAUCUAUCAAUUGUGAAUUUGGCUGCUGCUGCUGUAUAAAAACCAGAUGUAGAGCUGGGCCUGCAGACAUGUUCUCACCAAUUGUUUUUUGUGAUUUUUUUUAUUCAAUCACAAAGAUUUAUUUAAUAUAUACAGUUAUCUAAUCAAUUUUGUUACCUAUGACAUGUUGCAUGCUUAAACUAUAAUGCCUGAGUUGUAUCUGUUGUGUGAUAGAUUAAAGGCAAAAGAGAAGACUUGCAUUUGAUCCACUGAAGUUAAAUGGUUAACAUAGCAGUAGGGUAGGUUUGAGGAUAUGCGUUCAGCAAUUUGAUUAUGUUCAGCUUUGUGAGGUUUUUGUCCAUCUACGUAACACACUUUGUUGUUUUUUCUAAGAACCUGACUAACACACAUUCACAAGCAAGAUGACAGAGUGCAAGAAUAUCUGAAACAAUUUCACCCCUGAUUGCCAAGAACUGAGCUUUUUUUAAUUUAUUUUUAUUAUUAUUUUUUUGGCACAUGCAAUCCGCUGCCAGCAACACGUUCAGCAGCAGUUGCAGGCAGGGAGUGUAACAAGUAUUAACUCUAGCCACGAGAGCUAAUUUAGCAAAACUCAUCAAAGCUAAUAACAUUCAGCAAAUGCUAAUUUGUCAAACUUUGACUGGCUUUGGAUGCAGCCUCGGUUUGCUCACAAAAGUUUGAAGAGUCAAUAAGUGCAUGAAGAAGUUUUGAACCUUCUAAUUUGAAUGUAGAUUAAGGUUAAUUCCCUUUCUAUAGUAAUUUUAUUUUAAGACAUUCCUUUUUUUCCGUCUGGUGAGCUGAAAACCUAGACAUGAGAAUGAAGUGGGCUGGAUCUGAAUAGAUGUAAAACACUAUUUUGGUAGCCUCUUACGCUUUUAGAGAGUGGGAUCUGAUCUUUCUAAUGUAUAUCUACAUGCCAAACUUCUGUAGCUAGGACAUGGAAUUGCCUUUAAAAAUUUGUCAUACUCCAUGGUCAGUUUUUUUGGUUUAAAAAAAAAAAAGUCUUAAUUGGAAGAGUUUUUGUAUGUUUGGAGGCAACAUUUUGCUUCAGUGCCAUGUAACAGAACCUUAUUCCCAGGACUCCUAUGAGUUUUUGCUAUAGACUUGAAAUAUAAACUAACGCUUGUGUAAUAAGGGAUAGUGUAGUCUAGCAGUUAGGCUGGGGGAACUGGGAGUCAGGAGACUUGGGUUAAAUUCCCAACUCUGCCAUCACUAUCACUGUGACUCCUUGCUUGAGUCAUUUAAAUUCUGUGCCUGUUUCCCCAUCUGCAAAAUGGGCUUCAGAUCUGUGUGCAAAGACUAAAGGCUCUGUAUAACUGCAAACGAUGAAAUAACAGAGCAUAACUUUCUAAGAUCAGGCUUUUAGAAAAUUAGGCUAACGUCUUUUCAGAUCCACUUACACAUAAACUAAGAAUAGAAACUCCAAAAGACUUGAGUAUACAUUACUGUAUUGAGGUAAAUUCCUGUUAAGGAGAAAAUGUGUAUUUUUAAUCACUGAAAGUAUUCAGUGUUGGAAAAUAAGUACAAGAAAUGUUUCUCAAAAAAUAUCCCCCAGCCCCUUAUAGUCCAGAGAACUUAAACCUUACUGUAGAAGUGAGUCUGUCCCUUUUCAUCAGGGUCUCUAAGAGAUCCAGAGCUGGUAUUCCAGCAAGUAAUCCUGGCUAUUACCAAGGUAAAUUUAUAAUGUGCAAAGUGAAUUGUUCAGUCUAACCCCUUUAUUGCACAAAGUCUUGUGUUGCAUACUAGAAGUUCUUUUUUGUUCACUCACAGGCAGUUCCUGAGCAGCACAAUCCUUGGCCUUGGAUUUUAGCCACCAGUGAAGUUGUAUUGAUGUAGCUGCACUGGUGCAAACCUUUAGUGUAAAUGCACUGCACCAGUGCAAAGCAGAUGUUGCACUAAGGUAGCUUUCCUUAGUGACUAAAAACACUACUGUAGAAAUGCCCCUUGUGUCAGCCAUUACCACCUGUGGAAUCUGUUCUUUAAACCCAGGGAAUUGUCUUCAGUUUUGCGAAUGACUUGUGUGAGGUCCAGGUACAUAGCGUGUGCUUCAGCGAAACAGCACCUAUAAGGGAGUUUGAUUCUAUUCUACAGAUUACUUUACAACUAAGAACUGUAUAUGUUGAAGCUGUUUUUGCAUUGCCUAUUAGGAUAUAAAGUAGAUUUCUUGGAGUUUCUGUUCUAAUACACUGAAACUCUUAGAAGUUCUUCUGGAAUUCCUGAUACUGUUUUUGAAGGACUCUUUCUAGGGAAAGGUGGCUAAAUGUCUCCUAUUUAUUAAACCUUAAUUAAUGAGGACAUUACUCCAUUUGGACUUGUGCUCUAACUUGGUGCCUUUCUUUAAUAUUCAAAUACUGUAUUCACAUUCAUUCACCUUGACUAUGUAUGGAUAGUUCACCCUCUUAAUCAUAAAACAGAUACUUUUGUAAAAUUUGUAUUUUUAAAAAGAUUCUGUCUGGCCAAAUUAUUGUAAUUUCUUGCUCACAUCAAGUCUUUCAUAUCUCUGGCUCUCUUGUAACGCAGGUCAGUUACGUAUCUUAAUUCCAGCAUUUAUUCCUAGUUGAUGGAAACUCAUUAUGAUUGGACCUAAUUUCUUCCUGAAAAUUUAUCUUCCUUUUGUCUUGCCACUGAAGAAAACAACAUAAAAAAAAAAGAGGUGAAUUUGUUAUUUCACUCUAUUUUAUUUUUAAAUCUCUCAUCCUUGAGAAGACAUCCCUAUCUCUGAAUUUCUCGUGCAGGGAGGGCAAGCUGCAUGCUCGCUUGUAAUAUUUUCUGACAAACCAGCAGAGGAUGCUGCUCUACAGACUAACCAAGUAUCUCAUUCCCCCCACCCCCAAUCUCCACUACCCCAAAAGACAUCCACUACCUCUGUUACGUGAUUAGCCUUUACUGACUGGUGAUCGAGACUGCAGAGUUCGGUAUCAUACUUGCAAAUCUCACUUCUGAGAUACUGAAUCUGUUCACAUACUUUGCGUGAAACCCUGGCCUUGAUGAAGUCAAUAGCAAAACUCCUACUGACUUCAGUGGGGCCUGGAUUUUACCCUUUGUGUUCUGGAAUUUAUAACCGGGAGGAAUAAGUGACACAUUUGGACCACUUUUUUUCAAAUAUAUAUAAAUAAGUACAGUAUACCCAACUAUAUACAAAAUCGAAUUUUUAAUAGGUAAGAUGAAAAAGAAAAAACCCUUAUAAUUACCAGAGUGGAUAUUUUUACAAGCAUGAGAGUGUUUUUAAUAACAAAAGUCUUUUCUUUUGCUUGUAUGGAAUUCUGGAAAAAAACUCUCUUCCGACAUCUGUUAGACGUUGCACUAAAAAGCGAUACUUGUUUGAAACGCAUGGGAAAAUUGUUUUGCUAAAACUGGAAUCUAACCCAUAUUAAUGUUACAUAUCCCUCAGGUCUGUCAUACUGCACACAUAACAUUACAUUCAUAUCACAUGGUCACCCCCACAAACCAUAUUUAAUCAGAUGCCUCUAUACUUCUAAGCCAUCUGGAUUUUCUUAUGUUGCUCUUUCAUUUAGAAUGUCAUGUUUUCCUCUUUCAGUUAACGUCAAUGUAGCUUUUGUUCUUUUUUACCACUAUAUAUACAUAUACACAGUGUGUACCCACAUACAGCAGUACAUAUAUGUAAUAUGUUUUUAUACUACUUUAAUCAAUUCUGUGUUCAGGAUUGGCUUCUAAAGAGGCUUGUGAGCAGUUUGUCUCCAAUGCAGCUUUAGCAAAGCCAUGCUAUAGUGAAUACGUUAUGAUUCUCAGAACCCAAAUAAAACCACUAGAAGGUGAUUUUGCUAUGCUCUGUGUUUGUGAACUUAUGACCUUUAUUCAAAUUUAAACCUGAAAUGACUACUUCCAAAGGUGAAAAAUAGUUUCAAACAUUCCAGAUGAAAUUCACGAUCUUUCGUAACUUUUUAUUGUAAAACGCCUCAGAAUGAGGCUAUUUAAAAUUAUACUAAACUACAUUAAAAUUGAUUUAAAAAAAAAACCUGAAAACUACUACUUAUAAAUAAUGCUCAUUUUCACUAUCAAAAUAGCUUUAAAGUAUGGUUGGAUUUGAUACACAGUGGAAAAUGUUUUUUGUUUUUGUUUAAGGACAAAAUCACUUUUUCCAUUUAUUUUCUUAAGAGAAGUGAAGGAGAUUGUAGUUUGUUUUCCUGACAGCAAAAGAUCAAUGUGACAAAAUGAAGUUGUUGUAAUGAAAUGAUGCAACUUGUUAAAUAUUUAAUAAAGAAUUAUGGAAGCUG